AUGGACUGUCCGCCACUUAGCGCCAUUUCUCUCGUCCUCCUCACCUUCUUCUUCAUCUCCUCCUCUUUCGCUCAAUCUUCCACUGUCGGCGUCGGUUACAUUUCGAAGCUUCUCGAAAUCCAGGACCGCGAACGAGUUCCUCCUUCAGUCCAAGUCGCCGCCGCUCGCAGUGUUCUCCAACGCCUGCUUCCUUCUCACUCCUCCAGCUUCGAGUUUCGAAUCGUCUCUAAGUUAAUUUUGAAGAAGUUCAAUUUUGUUUUUGAAAGAUUAAUUUCUGGGGUAACUGGAGUGGAAGUGUUGGCUGGUUUGCAUUGGUAUUUGAAGCAUUGGUGUGGUUCACAUAUAUCGUGGGACAAAACAGGCGGUGCACAACUCAACUCGAUACCUAAAUUAGGCUCUCUUCCGCCUGUGCAAGAUGAUGGUAUCUUGGUUCGAAGAUCUGUUCCUUGGAAUUAUUACCAGAAUGCUGUCACAUCGAGCUACAUUUCACUACCUUCGCAGAAAUUUAAUAUUAGUAAAGCAGAGUUGGAUGAUUUCUUUGGAGGCCCUGCAUUUCUUGCUUGGUCACGCAUGGCAAAUUUGCAUAGGUGGGGUGGACCACUACCACAAAGUUGGUUUGAUCAACAACUAGUUCUGCAGAAGAAAAUUCUUGCCAGAAUGUAUGAACUUGGAAUGACUCCAGUUAAGAAUGACGUUAGAUGGUGCUGCACGUAUCUUCUUGAUGCAACAGAUCCCUUGUUUAUUGAGAUUGGAAAAGCAUUCGUUGAGCAACAAUUGACAGAGUAUGGAAGGACAAGCCACGUACACAACUGUGACACUUUUGAUGAGAAUACUCCACCUGUUGAUGACCCAGAGUACAUAUCUUCAUUAGGGGCAGCAAUCUUUGAAGGAAUGCAAAGUGGGGAUAAUAAUGCUGUCUGGCUGAUGCAGGGGUGGUUGUUUUCAUAUGAUCCUUUCUGGAGACCUCCACAAAUGAAGGCACUUCUACAUUCUGUACCUAUGGGGAAACUGGUAGUCCUUGAUCUGUUUGCCGAAGUGAAUCCCAUAUGGAUUAGUUCAGAGCAAUUUUAUGGUGUCCCUUACAUCUGGUGUAUGCUGCACAACUUUGCAGGAAACCUAGAGAUGUAUGGGUAUUUAGAUUCAGUAGCUUCUGGACCAGUUGAAGCUCGUACCAGUGAAAACUCCACAAUGGUCGGUGUUGGAAUGUCGAUGGAAGGUAUAGAACAAAACCCAGUUGUUUAUGACCUCAUGUCUGAAAUGGCAUUUCAACAGAACAAUGUUGAUGUCAAGGAAUGGAUUGAUUUGUAUUCAGCAAGACGUUAUGGUCGAUCAGUUUCGUUAAUACGGGAUGCCUGGAAUAUCCUAUACCACACAGUUUACAAUUGCACUGAUGGUGCCUAUGACAAAAACCGUGAUGUAAUUGUAGCAUUCCCUGAUGUUGAUCCAUAUUCUCUUCUGAUACUGCAAGCAAGGCAUCACACUGAUGGAAAACCAGUAUCAAGAAAAGCCAUCCUAAUAGAAAACUCUGAUUCAUAUGAUCAUCCUCAUCUAUGGUAUUCAACCACUGAAGUUGUGCAUGCUUUGGAACUUUUCAUUGCAGGAGGGGAUGAAUUAUCGGGAAGUAGCACUUACAGUUAUGACUUAGUUGACCUGACAAGACAAGUGUUGGCAAAAUAUGCAAAUGAGCUGUUCUUAAAGGUAAUAGAAGCCUACCAAUUAAAUGACCACCAUGGACUUGCUUACCAGAGUCAGAUGUUUCUAGACCUCGUGGAAGACAUGGACACACUCUUGGCCUGCCAUGAAGGAUUUCUUCUAGGGCCGUGGUUAGAAAGUGCAAAGCAACUUGCCCAAGAUGAAGAACAACAAAUACAAUUUGAAUGGAAUGCAAGAACUCAGAUAACUAUGUGGUAUGACAACACAGAGGUGGAAGCAAGUCUUCUUCGUGACUAUGGGAAUAAGUACUGGAGUGGUCUUCUAAAAGAUUACUAUGGUCCCCGGGCAGCUAUAUAUUUCAAAUUGUUAACCCAGAGUUUGGAAAAUGGCCAAGGUUUCCAGUUGAAGGCUUGGAGAAGAGAGUGGAUAAAGCUUACAAACAACUGGCAGAAAAGUAGGAAGAUAUACACAGUGGAGAGUAACGGAAAUGCACUGAACAUAUCCCGGUGGCUCUAUCACAAAUACCUUGGCAAUCUGGAUACAUAUAGAUGA
Messenger RNA from Dovyalis caffra, 2205 nucleotides. The record is from the annotation of a GenBank genome assembly. NCBI's taxonomy places the organism in Eukaryota, Viridiplantae, Streptophyta, Magnoliopsida, Malpighiales, Salicaceae.